CCCGAAAAGAAUGCCUGGUCUGCACGAACCCGACCUCCGCGAGUGGUCAGAUAGUCACGGAUGUCCUGUGGGCGCAGUAACGAAACCACACUCACCUCGCUCUUUCUCCUCCGUUGGUCUGAACGGCCGACUCGUCUUGGUCGUGAUGCACAUUCAAACCCGCUCCCUUCGUUCGGCAUCGGCUUUCGCCAGUCGUCGCUGAUGCAGCUGACGCGCGCAAUCGACGUUCUGGCUCAGUUUUCGUACCAUGCCAAUGAUAUCUUUGCCGAACUCGAAUCGCACACAAGCAGGAUUGCAGACAGGAUUGCCUUGGCCAAAGAGAAAGUCGACAAUCUGAAGCAGACUCUGCCUGUUGUCGCGCUGAAGAUGCAGAGCACCACCGUGAUCAACUCGCUCGCUCCAGAGAGGUUCGCAUUCAACCCCGGCCAUCUCACUGAAUGGAGCUUGAUCACAAAGAAGACCGAGCCAGUGUCCAUCUCCAAGGUUUACGAUCGCUGUCGAGGCCCGCCGGAGCUCUCCCGUCUCGACGAGUUUCGGACGGACGGCCAAAACUCGCUCAAACAAUACACCUACCCCGAGUUCUUCCUGGAAGAGUGGAAAAAACUCAUGGCGGCCGAGGCCAAUACCAAGCCCAAGAAAGCACGCAAGAAGGAGAAGCAAGCCCUGAAGGCAGUCGAGACCGUCAAAGUCAAGGAGCUGGAUAUCAAGCGGUACAACUCGCAUGGUGACAUGAUUGCAGCAGGAGACGAGGGCACAUCCGCCAGCCGCAACCCAGUCCGCACCCGGGCUGCUGUCGCCGACGAUCCAUACGCUUCGCCUCUGUCGGGCCUCUCAAGCCUUCCCACGAGCGCAUCUGCCUCAAGGGACCUUGCAGUGGCCGCAAAAGCGGCCCCAGUGCCAUCUCGGCUCCCACCACCACCACCUCCACCACCUCCUCCGGCAGCAGCAGCGGGGACUCCUCCGCCCCCAGGACCAGGUGCCCCUCCACCACCACCAUCGCUUGCCACGGGUGGGACGGUAACCAUCUCAGCGCAGCUCGCAGCGGUGCAGCUCAAGGCGAAUCCACAAGCAAGCCAGAAAAAGCUCGACGAUCGUGGUAGCCUGCUGAGCGACAUAUCAAAGGGACAGUUCAAGCUGCGUAAAAUCGAAGUCGCCGAGCGGCCCAAGAAGAAGGAGGAGCCCGAGGGAGUCGCUGCGAUCCUGAUGCGACGUGCAGCGAUCGAAAUGAGCGACAGCGAGUCAGAGUCAGAUGAAAGCCAGAGCAGUGACUGGGAAUAGUGGCAAGCGAGUCCCUCCAUCAAAGGGGAUCAUCGAAAAUGGUCUUGUUGUGGAAGUCUGACAUACAGCGAGGCAAGGCUUCGUACGUCAUGCCGGCGAAUAGACCCUGCUUCUGUCUUAGCGGAGCUGAAUCGGCGUGUGUGACGAGAGGGAUGCACAUCAAGAGGCCGUGUGCUCGGGCAGCGCUGCGAGCAGCUGUCGCCAUAUCUGGCUUGGAGGGGCCAAGGGACGAGGUAGAUCGGUAGCAGCAACGCCGAUGAGAUGCACUGGAUUCUGUUGGAGCCAAAGAUCAGAUCAGCAAGUGACCAAAGCCGAGCAGAAAGUGAUUGAUGUCGGGCUAUCCCCUCGCGAGCAGCACCGCUGCUUGUAAGGCUACCACAC
Molecule: messenger RNA, 1659 nt
Organism: Polychytrium aggregatum
Lineage: Eukaryota; Fungi; Chytridiomycota; Chytridiomycetes; Polychytriales
Exons: 7
Coding region: 61-1278 (405 amino acids)
Biological process (GO): positive regulation of Arp2/3 complex-mediated actin nucleation; actin cytoskeleton organization
Cellular component (GO): cytoskeleton
Molecular function (GO): Arp2/3 complex binding; actin binding; protein kinase A regulatory subunit binding
Source: RefSeq, a predicted model, not a curated record